CCUAUCCCUCCUCCGUCUCCAGGGGGACCUCCGCUGCAGGCCUAGCGCGGGGGCCGCUUUCGCUCGGUCGUUGUUCUUCCUUGUCCAUGAUGGCAGCACUUAGUGUAAACAAAAUCGGGUCUGGCUCUGGGAUGGACGCCGGGAACAGGCACAGCCGAAGUUCGGCGGGGCCUGCUGUGAAGGUUUUGGAAUGUGGAGUCUGUGAAGAUGUAUUUUCAUUGCAAGGAGACAAAGUUCCCAGACUUCUUUUAUGUGGCCAUACUGUCUGUCAUGACUGUCUUACUCGUCUUCCUCUCCAUGGCAGAGCAGUUCGGUGUCCUUUUGAUCGACAAGUUACUGAGUUGGGUGAUUCUGGUGUAUGGGGAUUGAAAAAAAACUUUGCUUUGUUGGAACUCCUGGAGCGAUUGCAGAAUGGAUUGGGUGGUCCAUGUGGAACAAUUGAAGAAACCAUUGGCCUAUCUGGAGAGUGCAUCAUCCGAUGUGAUGAAGAUGACACACAUCUUGCUUCUGUAUACUGCACUGUUUGCGCUACUCACCUGUGUACAAACUGUUCCCAUGUUACACAUUCUACAAAGACACUAGCAAAGCACAGACGUGUGCCCCUUGCUGAUAAGCCGCAUGAAAAGACGAUGUGCUCUCAGCACCAAGUGCAUGCCAUUGAAUUUGUAUGCUUGGAAGAAGGUUGUCAAGCCAGUCCUCUUAUGUGUUGUGUUUGCAAAGAAUAUGGAAAACACCAGGGUCAUAAACACAGUAUUUUGGAACCAGAAGCAAAUCAGAUCCGUGCUUCCAUUUUGGACAUGGCUCACUGCAUAAGAACUUUCACAGAAGAAAUUUCAGAUUAUUCUCGGAAACUAGAUGGAAUAGUUCAACAAAUAGAAGGAGGAGAACAGAUCUUUGAAGAUGGUAUAGGAAUGACCCACACAGAACAUGUCCCAGGUACUGCAGAGAAUGCUCGGUCAUGUGUCAGAGCCUAUUUUUCUGAUCUUCAUGAGACUCUCUGCCGCCAAGAAGAAAUGGCACUUAGUGUGGUGGAUGCACACGUGCGAGAAAAAUUGAUCUGGCUUAGGCAACAGCAGGAAGAUAUGACUAUCCUGUUAUCACAGGUUUCAACAGCUUGCCUUCACUGUGAAAAGACUUUACAGCAGGAUGACUGUAGAGUUGUUUUGGCCAAACAAGAAAUUACGAGGCUUUUAGAAACACUGCAGAAACAGCAGCAACAAUUUACAGAACUUGCAGACCACAUUCAACUUGAUGCUAGCAUUCCAGUUACUUUUACAAAGGACAACAGAGUACACAUUGGACCAAAAAUGGAGAUUAGAGUGGUGACCCUUGGAUUAGAUGGAGCAGGCAAAACUACUAUUUUAUUUAAACUAAAACAAGAUGAGUUCAUGCAACCUAUUCCAACAAUAGGUUUUAAUGUUGAGACAGUAGAAUAUAAAAACCUGAAAUUCACUAUUUGGGAUGUAGGUGGCAAACACAAACUGAGGCCUUUAUGGAAACAUUAUUACCUCAAUACACAAGCUGUGGUCUUUGUCAUUGAUAGCAGCCACAGAGACAGAGUCAGUGAGGCACACAGUGAACUUGCCAAACUAUUAACAGAGAAGGAGCUGCGUGAUGCUUUGUUACUGAUCUUUGCCAACAAGCAGGAUGUGCCAGGGGCACUUUCAGUAGAAGAAAUCACAGAAUUACUGAAUCUCCACAAACUUUGCUGCGGUCGUAGCUGGUACAUUCAAGGUUGCGAUGCCCGAAGUGGCAUGGGACUUUAUGAAGGACUGGAUUGGCUUUCAAGGCAUCUGGUAGCUGCAGGUGUGCUGGAUGUGGCUUAAGAGAGCCAGUAAGCAUAAAGAUCAGUUAUUUAUGUGACUUGAGAUGGUCAGAUAUGAACUUCAUCUAAGCCUGUUACUCCUUAAAAUACUUUUGUUAGAAUGCUAGACAGAAGCACAGUGUAGGUAUAAUUUGUGUAAAUUACAGUAACCAAAUAGAGUGAUAUAAUGUACUUGUGGAAAAGGUGCCUUAAUUUCUUUUAAAGAAAUUUGAACUGAGGAUCUUCAGCUUCCCUAUUAAACAAUCCUUCUCUCAGGA
Messenger RNA from Candoia aspera, 2082 nucleotides. It is a transcript of the gene TRIM23, whose product is annotated as tripartite motif containing 23. The coding region runs from base 87 to 1826 and encodes 579 amino acids. The transcript has 11 exons. Gene Ontology annotation, cellular component: cytoplasm; plasma membrane; lysosomal membrane. NCBI's taxonomy places the organism in Eukaryota, Metazoa, Chordata, Lepidosauria, Squamata, Candoiidae. Gene Ontology annotation, molecular function: GTP binding; zinc ion binding; GTPase activity. The record is from RefSeq and is a predicted model, not a curated record. Gene Ontology annotation, biological process: intracellular protein transport; vesicle-mediated transport.